This is a messenger RNA of Phyllopteryx taeniolatus (common seadragon), 2681 nucleotides long. RefSeq names its product medium-chain acyl-CoA ligase ACSF2, mitochondrial-like. Gene Ontology annotation, biological process: fatty acid metabolic process. Gene Ontology annotation, molecular function: medium-chain fatty acid-CoA ligase activity. Bases 96 to 1910 code for a protein of 604 amino acids. The transcript has 16 exons. The record is from RefSeq and is a predicted model, not a curated record. NCBI's taxonomy places the organism in Eukaryota, Metazoa, Chordata, Actinopteri, Syngnathiformes, Syngnathidae.
UUUGUCGCAAAGGUGAUAAAGCGCCCACUCUCUGUUUUUGCCUGGCGUGCCUGCAGACCGACGCCGUCCUCGCUGCCGGCGGAUUCAUUUUCAUCAUGUCGUCACUUAUUAGUUUCUGGCGGUGUGCUCGGAGUGUCAGAUGCGCGCGUGGGCUUGAACGCAGCACGGGGUGGAGGUCAAGCUGGCUCCAGCGGUGUCGGCGGCUGCACGUGGACCAUCCUCCGUGUGGACCGUCGCUGAGCAGCAGCUACGUCCACGGCGCGUCCGCCGUCUCGCUGCUCUCGGCGACGGUGGGCCAGAGCCUGGAGGCCGCCGCCCGGCGCUGGCCCCAGCGCGAAGCCGUGGUCUUCCUGCAGGACGGCGUCAGGAAAACCUUCGAGCACUUUCAGCGGGACGUCGACCAGGCGGCCGCGGGGCUGCUGGCUCUGGGCCUGCAGCGAGGGGACCGUCUGGCCGUUUGGGGGCCCAACACGUACGAAUGGAUCCUUUUCCAGUUUGCCACAGCCAAGGCGGGAAUCAUUCAGGUGUCUUUGAACCCGGCCUAUCAGCUCAAAGAAGUGGAGUUCACACUCAAAAAGGUGCAGUGCAAAGCGGUGGUUUGUCCCAGCAGCUUUAAGACGCAAAAGUUCUGCGAGAUGCUCCGGCAGAUCUGCCCGGAGAUCAACACGUCGCCGCCGGGGGCCAUCUGCAGCUCCAGGUUGCCAGAUCUGCGCAUGGUGAUCGUGACGGACAGCCGGGAGGCGGACAUGCUGCACACGGACGACGUUUUCCAAGCGGCGGAGAGUCGUCACCGGCGCCGGCUGAGCGAGCUUCACGGCAAACUGUCGUGCGACGACGCCAUCAAUAUUCAGUUCACCUCCGGCACCACUGGCAACCCCAAGGGAGUCACGCUGUCCCACCACAACGUGGUCAAUAACGGCUACUUCCUGGGGCUCCGAGCGGGUUACGACUGGAGGCCUCGGGUGCGGGUGUGUAUGCCGGUGCCCAUGUACCACUGCUUCGGGUCGGUGGUGGGCGGCAUGUGCAUGGCCCUGCACGGCAUCACGCUGGUCUUUCCGUCCACCGCCUACGACAGCCGAGCCAACCUGGAGGCCAUUCACAAGGAAAAGUGCACGUUCAUCUACGGCACUCCCACCAUGUUCACAGACAUGCUGAGCCAGAAAGAUCUGGAAAAGUACGAUUUGUCCUCAAUGGAAGGCGGUAUCAUGGCGGCGUCUCCGUGCGCCCCCGAGCUGGUGGCCAACGUGCGGGCCAAGAUGAACGUGAAAGAGAUCAUGAUCGGCUACGGCACCACGGAGAACAGCCCCGUCACCUUCUUGGGCUUCCCGCUCGACAACGACGACCUCAAGCUCAACACGGUCGGCUGCGUCAUGCACCACGUCGAGGCCAAGGUGGCGGACGUGGACACGGGCGAGACGGUCCCGCUGGGGGCCGCCGGGGAGCUGCUGAUCCGGGGUAGCUGCGUGAUGCUCGGAUACUGGGACGAGCCCGACAAGACCCGAGAGGUGGUCGGCCCCGACCGCUGGUACAGGACCGGGGACGUGGCCCGCCUCAACGCGCUGGGCUACGGCUCCAUCGAAGGUCGCAUCAAGGACAUGAUCAUCCGCGGGGGCGAGAACAUCUACCCCGCCGAGGUCGAGAGUUUUCUCUACACCAACGACAAAGUGCAGGAGGUGCAGGUGGUCGGAGUGAAAGACGAGCGUCUCGGGGAGCAGGUGUGCGCUUGCAUCAGGCUCAAGGAAGGACAAACGAGCACGGCGGACGAGAUCAGAACGUUCUGCAAAGGCCAGAUUUCGCACUUCAAAAUCCCGCACUACGUGGUGUUUGUGGACAGCUACCCACUGACUGCCAGCCGAAAGGUCAAGAAGAACGUAUUGAAGGUGGACAUGGAGAAGUAUCUGGGCCUGUAGAAAACUCCGGAAGAAAGCGCCGAAGAAGCCGCCGCGUAACGAGUGCACAAAAAGGACACACGACGCCGUGGCUCAUGUCAAUCUUUAUUUAUUCAAAUGAAGUUAAGAUCAAGCCUGCAGAGGCUCCAACCGCCACGCACCGUUGAAACGCGCCGUACAAACUGGGCAACAAUAAUAAAUAAGAAGGACCUUCAGGUGGAUCUCAUGUACAAAGGUGGCCAAACGGCCAUCUUGGCGAGCUACGUACGCACGCUUGGCGGAGCGCGCGUCGGUAACAGGCGGACAUUUUGUGGCUUGAAAUAAUAACGACUAAUCGUCAAGCCAGGACUAGUUUUGCAGAGUCGAACCUGCUUAACAUUUGUUUCACACAUCCACAACCAUUUUCUGUAGUGCUUGUACACACAAAAAAAAAAAAAAAAAAAAAAACAACCAAAAAAAAAAAAAAAAAAAAAAAAAAAACUACAUUCUCACUUAAGGACAAUUUGCAAAGUAAAUUUAUACAAUACUUCUUUCUCGUCUUUCUUUUUCAUUGCCAAUUUUCAUGUUUGGAAUUGAAAUGGCCAGCUGCACAGAUCUUUGACCGAGGUAAAUUUGCCUGUCGUUAUAGCUUAAAAAGCGCACGCGCGCGCACACACAAAAAUAACAUUUAUAAAAAGACGCACUCCACACACGUGCACUUUGGCUACGAAGUUUGGAACGAUCAACAUUCACUUCAGUCAUAACUGUGGACGUGGGGAGGACGGGGAUGGGGAUGGGGACAACCCCCCCCCC